AUGGAUCGAGUACCAAGUGGAAGGCGCAAGGGUUCUCUCAACCCAAGAGUUGUUGUGCUUGAUUCAUCAGAUUCUGACUCUGAAGGUUUCGUAGAAGAGCUUACUCCAGUUCACUCCAGGUCAAAUGGGAAGGCUUCAUCUGAGAGCCUAAAAACUGAUGGAAAGCCUUCAUCCUUUUCUAAAGGAGAGGCAAGCAAAGGAAAGGCAUAUAGUGGUGACAAAGGUGGAAAGGGUUCUGCAUCCAAUACAAUGCCUACUAAAUCCGAUGCAGAAUUGAAGUUGGAGCUUGAUAUCCCACCAAAUUGUAGAAUGCUAAUGAACUGUGAAGGAGCUGAACUCUUGCAAGAUCAAAAUUCCUGA
This is a messenger RNA of Miscanthus lutarioriparius, 360 nucleotides long. The record is from the annotation of a GenBank genome assembly. NCBI's taxonomy places the organism in Eukaryota, Viridiplantae, Streptophyta, Magnoliopsida, Poales, Poaceae.